Molecule: messenger RNA, 6624 nt
Organism: Mirounga angustirostris (Northern elephant seal)
Lineage: Eukaryota; Metazoa; Chordata; Mammalia; Carnivora; Phocidae
Product: small cysteine and glycine repeat-containing protein 5-like
Exons: 1
Coding region: 5984-6274 (96 amino acids)
Source: RefSeq, a predicted model, not a curated record
UUUCAAAGAUGACAGAGAACUGUUUCCUGCUUCACGUUACCUUCUGGAAAGUACAGGGAGAAGAAAUUGGUGUCGUCAUGACACCACACUGAAGGGGAAGAACCAGCGCUGAAACUUCAGAGCACCAGGACAGAAUGAGCAGCUCUAAGACAUCAAAGUGCAUAGAGCAGGAGCAAGCAGGCGGGAGGGAUGGAGGAUAGUCUUACCAAGCGCCGUUAGCAAAACAUCUCUCACGCUAGCGGCCGAGCCGCCGGCCGCCUAGCAACAACAUUGCUUCUUGCAACAGCUCUUCUGCUGCCAACAGCCAUGCCAGCCGCAGCCACACGAGCCACAGGGGUGACAGUAGCGGUGGCAGCAGCAGACCACGGGGGUACUGCAACAGCCCCCACAGCAGCCGCAGCAGCAGGGGCAGCAGGCCGAGCAACAGCCCACCCGGUAGCACCUGCAGGUGGUGCAGCCCCAGCCGCCGCCACAACUUCCGCAGCCACAGCAGCCCAUGGCGUCAGGAGAGAGGACUCAGGAGGGAGUAGUGAGGAGGGAGACUCGGGAGGCGAGGGAGGUCUGAGGCCCUUUGCUUCACUGACCCUUAUAUAUCCACCUCGGGGCCCAACUCAGGGCAUGUGGCCACUUCCUUGUUGUGGUUUCCACCAGCUUCCUUGGCCGAAUUCCACAAGACCCUGAAUGUAUUUCCUCAUUGAACACCCCUGACUUCAUACAAUUGGCUUGUUUUAGCAUUUGCUUCUUCCUCAAGUUGUGCACCUAAUAAGACAACAUGCUUCUGAAACGUUUAAUCUUGUUUGCAUCUAGCAGUCUUCAAGUGCAAGGAUGACCUUCAAGUGCAAGGACUCUCCCUUGAUGAAAGCUCAUGCAUCCUGUGAGCAUCAGGAUCCCUCUGCCAAGUGUGUGUCUUUCCCUUGGUUACAGACGGACCCUUCUCUUCUUUCAGAUGGUCUUUGCUGAAUGCUAGAGAAGGUGGGAUCCCCCUUGGGGAAGCAAAGCAUCCCCAUUUGCCUCUUUUCACAUGUCAUAAAGCGCUGAGGCUAGAAAGUCCAACAGUUUUCUCAUUGAUUUUCAGAUUCACUUUGUCCUUGGAUCAUGGGUCAAAAUAUGGGAAAGUCACUUGGAAAGGGAUUGCUCUGCGGCUGGAGGGCUUGUGAUGAUGUAUUUCAAAAUGAGCUUCCCACGCCAGCUCAUGUCUCCCUGUGUUCUGCACUCAUGGGGUAGUGGACGGAGCCAAGUUGGCUCCAAGGCCCAGAGAAAGCCAUGGUCCCUCUGUGCCUCAGUUUCCUUCGUUGAGGUCAAGUCAUGUCUAUUUUUUUUUUAAAGUAGAUUAUAUAUAUGUAUUUUUGGAAUCUUUUAUUUUUUUAAUUUAAAUUCAAUUAAUUAACAUAUAAUGUAUUAUUGGUUUCAGAGUAAAGUAGACUAUAUUUUUUAGACCAGUUUUAGGCUCACAGCUAAACUGAUCUGAAAGUUCUGAGAUUCCCCAUGCACUCCCUGUCCCCACAUGCAGCCUCCCCCGCCAUCAGCGUCCUGCCCCUGAGUGGGACAGUUGUCACAAUGGAGGAACCUAACACGACGUGUCAUUGUCUCCCGAAAUCCACUCUUUACUCUCCGGGUCGCUUUUGGGGUUAUAAAUUCCUUGAGUUUUGGUAAAUGUAUAAUGACAGGUAACCACCAUUAUAGUAUCAUACAGAGCAGUGUUCUGCCUAUUUGUCCCUCUUUCCCCCCAAAUGUCUGUCUCCAGUUUUACCUUUUCCAGAAUGUCUUAUCACUGAAAUAAUCCAUGUUUAAUUUGAAAAAUACGCAGUUGACUCUUGAACAACUCAGUUGGAACUCCAUGGUUUCACUUAUAAGUGGAUUUUUAUUCGAUAAAUAUAGUACAACAGUGUAAAUGUGUUUUCUCUGCCUUGUGAUUUUCUUUCUUUUUUUUUUUUAAGAUUUUAUUUAUUUGACAGAGAGAGAGGAACACAAGCGGGGGCAGUGGGAGAGGGAGAAGCAGGCUUCCCGCUGAGCAGGGAGCCCAAUGCGGGGCUCGAUCCCAGGACCCUGGGAUCAUGACCCGAACUGAAGGCAGACGCUUAACGACUGAGCCACCCAUGUGCCCCUGCCUUGUGAUUUUCUUAACAGCAUUUUCUUUUCUCUAGCUUAUUUUAAAGAACAUAGUAUAUAAUAUAUAUAACAUAUAAAACGUGUGAAUCAAUGUUUGGUGUUAUCAGUAAGGCUUCUGGUCAACAGUAGACUAUUAGUAGUUAAGUUUUCAAGGAGUCAAAGGUUAUAUUUCAAACUGUGUGGGGGUUUGGUGCCCCAAUCCUGCAUUGUUCAAGGGUCAACUGUAUGUAAGUUACGCUCUGCCUAGAUUGUAUGGCCAAGCCUAAAAUAAUCACAGCAAGAUCUUGACUAGUACUUACUGAGGUUCACAGUAAAUGUAGGAAACCGGCUUUAUCAUUGUAGCUUCUAUUUCUAGCUUUUGUAGAAGAAAGGAACUAAUCACAAGUGUGUAGUAUUUAACUCCAUUCCAGGUACUUUAUCGUGGUUAAUGUCAGUGCAGUCCUAGGAGGUAAAUGCCAUUAACAUUGGUUCAAAGGGGUCAAGGUACGUGCUGAGUGUCACAUCUGGGGUCUGAGCCAGGAUUCGGACUCAGCUCUGCCUCACCCUGGCUGAGCAUAACAAAGGGACAGCCAUGUUUUCUCAGAACCUACUGCUGAAACGUCCAGGCUCUAUUUUUCCUUUCCAUUGUAACUGAGAUUCAACAUCACUCGCAGGGAUUACAAUUAAUUCCUGUCAUAUUUAACGUAUGUUGUGAAGAACAGUGGUUCUUUGAGGCUACGCCCCUCUGCAGAAAUGCCUGCAAUGGAUCACCCAUCACUUCUGAAGGAGCUCCAGUGUCUCAUUAUCACUUGGGUCCCCUCUGCAAAUGUCACCAUAGGUUGCAAAGCCUGGGGGAAUGGCACAUGACCUUGGCCUUCACGACCAAGUUUAAUUUCUUGGAUUUUUUUAUAGUCAGAAAAAUACCAUGACUGGUCAUUAAAAGAAAAUUAUAUUUCAAGAAAGAUAACUCACCACCCUUAUUUCUUCACCUGUGGCCUCUUGAGAGAUUUCUGGUUUUAUUCAAAGCUCAACUGAAACAUCUUGUGUCUAUAUCAUCACUGCCCACAAAGCAUUGUGCACUCCUUCCUUGCCACUUUUUCUAUUCCUUUUUUCUGUCUUCAUGUUGCCAGAUUAUACACCUUGUGUCCCUGACCAGACUAAGUUCCUUGAAGUCUGGGAUCAUAUUUUAUUUAUGUUUUCAUCCCUGUAUCAGGAACACAGAAGUGAACUGAGAAAGGGGCAGAUUGGUGGGAGGUGAGUCCCAAAUGCAUAGGCUGAAAUCCUAACCCCCAUUGUGAUGGUAUUAGGAGGUGGGGCCUUGGGGAGGGGAUCAGGUCAUGAGGGUGAGCCCUCAUGAAUGGGAUUAGUGCCCUUAUUCAGGGACCCCAGAGAGCUCUCACCUCCUCUUUCCACUAUAUGGAGAUACAUUGGGAAGUCUGCAACCACAAAGAGGGCUGUCACCGAAACCCACCAUGGUGGCAUUCUGAUCUUGGAUUUCCAGCCUCCGGAACUGUGAGUGUUUUAUAGGCCACCCAGUCUGUGGUAUUGUGUUCGAGCAGCCCAAACUAAGACAGAUGUGAUCAGGCAAAGUAACUUGGGCCAAAGAUAUAUCCCACUGAAGGCUUCCAAAAAGACACUGAGGAGGACGAAGUGGCAGAUCUUGGAAAAGAUGGGGUCUUCCUACCCAGCCUGUAAGCAACAGGAAUAGAGGGGGAAGGAGGCAUGGGAUAAGCCUUGGGCCAAAGUUACAAGAUGGCAGAUUUGUCCACGGCAUUCUCCCAGCUCUGUUUUUAUGGCUUCUUUCCUAUUUCUUGAAUUACUGCCUUUCUAUUCCCUGCAACCUAGGUCUCUUGGAAGCCAUUUUGAGCUCCCUGGGGUACAACGUAGUAUAAAAAGUUUUUGUCCCCAGGCCCCUUUGCCUGCCUUCCUGUCUUCACAGCCGCGCUUGUGCAGCCAGGAGUCAGAAGGCAAGCCUGCUGGCCCAACCAAGGCACCCGCCCCUUUCCCUCACCAAGCAUCGCCUGAGUUUCUCUGUCUUCCUUUCUUCCCCUCCUGUGGGGAUGAAACACAGAACGUUGGGUUGUGCUGACUAGCAAAACAACAUAGACUCACGUGGCUUUUUGUUUUGUUUUGUUUUUGUGCUUUGCUCUACUUCAUUUUUCAAAAGGGGUUAGGAUUUCAUUCUGUUGGCAUCACUAGCAUUUCCUGUCGUUUUCUUACUACUCCCUGCCUGCCUCCCAGUGGUAUUUGACACAAAAGAAACUGAUGAGAACACAACUCAAUUGACUCCAUCCAACACACAUUUUUCUCAGUAUGGUGGCAGGGGGCGGGGGUCAGUCAGCGUGGGCAAGGCCCUCCCUGGCCUCAUUCACCAGCCACCCCACGUACUUUACCCCUCCUGAAUCAUAUGUCCCGGGGAUUCUGUCCAAAAAUUUAAAAAGAAAAAAGAAUUUCCUACAAUAUCCUUUUGUGGACUUCAAGGGCUAGUUUUAAACUCUCAUCCUUUGCCUGAGUGCUAGGAUGUAGGUUAUUUCCCUUAUAUUUCAGUGGGGCUCUUGAUCUCAGUGGGGAGUGAUUUUGCCUCCUGGGGACAUUUGGCAAUUUCUGAAGACAUUUGUGUUGUCAUUACCAGGAGAGAGGUUGUCAUAACUAGUCAGAGGCUGGGGAUGCUGCUCAACAUCCUAGAAUGCAUAGGACACCCCCCACAGCAAGGAGAUGUCUGGCUCAAAAUAUCAGUAGUGCCAAGGUGAGGAACCCCUACCACUGUUUUACCUUUCCAAAGUAUUUCUGAAGUAUUCCUCAUCUAUUAUUCCAAAGCAAUAUAAUUGCCUGAGACUCACCUAAAAAAAUAUAUUUCUCAAUAAUAAAGAAGCAUUCAGCCUUUGACAUAGACGAUGUUCUGUGCUGGGAGGUUCCGUAAUGGACCAUUUUGUGCCAUUAUUUGGUGUGUGCUUUAGAAAAGGAUCUAAGGCUGGGUGUAUGGUCACCUAUAUGAGACCAGUGGAAACUGGCAAUAUGGAUUAUGUCAGUAGCUUUCAAAUAUGCCUUGAAUAUUAAUUUUAAAAUAGAUGUACAUAGUUAAAAUAUUUCUCUUCAUCUAUCUGCCAUUGUGGGUCAUACCAUUUUUCACGUAGAGUUUCCUCUUAGAUAUCAGUUGAUAAAAACUUCCCAAGCACUCAGAUUCAUUUUUUGUUCUAAUUAGGAAAUGCCUUCGUAUUUUAAAUGCAAUCAGAAUCGUACCAGAAAAAAGAUGAGCCCUUCCAAAUAUUUACUUGUGCUUUCUAAGCAGCCUCACUAGGUGAAAUGUACCGCUCAGCGAACACGGUGACCUGCUUUACAAGUCUGUGGCGGGGAGUAGGGCUUUCAUUCUUUGCUAAACAAUCUCUGAUGAGGGUAGCAAGGCUGAUUCUGCAGUUGGCAAUACCAUUUCAGCAUGACACUCCUUUUAUUUUUCUAGUCUUUGGUAAGAGGACUUCUGGGCUGAGCACGGAAAUAGCCCCGUCAUGAUGUUAGUUGUUGCUCGGCGGUCAGCCACAGGAAGUUGUGUUGCGUGGGCUUCCUUAGCUUGUCCGUGGCUGUUGACAGCAUCCCCUUUUUCCAUGGCUCCCAGGAGCCCUUACUGGAAUUUUUAGGGCAUUUAUUUGACUUAGAAAAAUAAACAAAUAACCUAAUAAAUCUAGCUGACAUCACGAAAAGGGAAGUCAUUAAUAUAUUAUGAGGUUUUUCCCAUGAUGACUGAACUAAAUAGCAACAGGGAAGUGGUCAUGUGUCUCACUGUCCCUACCUGCACGGUUGGUACAUAAGGGGCUCCCCCCGCGGACAGCGGCACCAGACCUCCCUCGCCUCCCGAGUCUCCCUCCUCACUACUCCCUCCUGAGUCCUCUCUCCUGACGCCAUGGGCUGCUGUGGCUGCGGAAGUUGUGGUGGCUGCGGCGGCGGCUGCGGUGGCUAUGGUGGCGGCUGCGGCAGCUGCACCACCUGCAGGUGCUACCGGGUGGGCUGUUGCUCGGCCUGCUGCCCCUGCUGCUGCGGCUGCUGUGGGGGCUGUUGCAGUACCCCCGUGGUCUGCUGCUGCCACCGCUGCUGUCACCCCUGUGGCUCGUGUGGCUGCGGCUCGCAUGGCUGCUGCGGUGGGAAGGGCUGUUGGCAGCAGAAGAGCUGUUGCAAGAAGCAAUGUUGCUGCUAGGCGGCCGGCCGGCCUCUGGGAAGAUGCUGCAGGUAACUGUCCCAUUGGUAAGAUUUUCUUUCUUCCUGCCAGUCCUCCCUGAUUUGAAUGUCACAGGGGUGACAUGACACUGGUUCUCAGCCUGAGGAGCUUAAUACAGAUCGCCUGGUCCCUGAGAUCCUGCCUCUAAAUGGAAAACACCAGCACAGUCCUCCAUCCAUCACCAAAGUAUGAGCCCAACACAAUAGAGUGAUGAUUUUUAAUGCUAUGCUUUCUUGAAAUGUUCCUGCUGAAAUGUAUGUUUCUAUUCCUUUCCUCCUCUUUUUGUGGCUUCUAUAUCCCGAAUCUCUGCUAGUUUCUGUUUCUGUAAA